AUAUGGAAAUAUUUAAAUUUCACAUGUCUUAUUAUCUAAGAAUAUUAAUAAAUAAAUAAAAAUAAUAGAAAAAUGUAUAUACAUACUGUUACACAUUUAUUUUCAAACUAAGAACGUUUUGAGAACAUCAUUGAUUUUGUGUGCGAAAACUAAAAUCAUCUAUCUUUUUUUUAAAUCUAUCUUUAAAGUUCAAUGUGUGUGUAAUAAACGUGUAGUAAAAAAAUUUAGUUUGUAUUUUUUUCACUAAAUCAACAAAAAAGCAGCUUUGCGACAGUUUAAUUGAAAAUCUGUUACCCCAGUGUUUCAUAUCAAAACAAAUGACGCAAGAAUGUGCCAGAUGUUGGACAGUUUAAAACAACCUCGUUUCCAGGACUAUCGCACUAUUUCUGGUAAUCUCGGACGACGAGAAAAAAUGUUUCUUCUUGUCAGAAUGAGUUAAAACAACAUUUGAUUCUGAUAACGGAAUUUGUACCUUAAGUCCUUGUAAUUAUUUUUUAUGGGUGAUUUAGGGUGGAGAAACCCUUUUCAAGAUUGAUUUUAUUUCAAAGCAUUUGUUCAGAAUAAACCCAUUACCUAUCUAUAUGCGCAAAGCUUUUUCGCAUCCCUGUCUGCGAUACCGAAAUAUUUCAUACAGAAAUUUAUGCGUACAGUUCCUUGUUUGUAGACACAAGUUUUUUCAAUUAUUUCCUCUCACAAGUUUAUCUAUAGGCUUGUGCUUAUUUUUAUAAAAACUAUUAUUAUUUACCUUUUCUAAUUCAGGCCCAUAACGUUUUGGGCCUGAAUUAUCGAGGCAAAAAAAUAUGUACAUCUAACUAUCUCAUACAUACCAAAUCGCGUGAAUCUUAAGAUUGUUCUUACAUUAUCUUUGAAUGUUGUAUAGUGAUGAAAAAAACAACUCAAUGAACAACAAACUUGUUAAGUAAAAUUUUGCAGCACUUAAUUUUUUGCUUAUAUCAGCAGUUAGAGUUCAUCAGCUGACACAAAUUGCGUUGUCACGUGAUCUGAUUGUGCAAAAAACAAGAUGGCAGCUUCCUGUUGUAAACAAAGAACGUCAGAAACAGUGCAAAAGAAGGCUUCGCUUAAAAUCCACAAAAACAAGAAUGUGUCGCAUUACUAACUUAAUUCAACUUCCCUGAUUUGAAGAAGUAUAUUGCGAGUUUAGAUGCUAGCAAGUUUAGCUAGUUACCCCCUGUUUCUCCGCUGAGUCGUCGUUCUUGUGUGUUCUUGUAAAAACAAAUUGAUCCUUCUUUGGUUACGAGUUCCAAAGCUUUCCUCCUGAAAAAAAAACAAGUUGGCUUCAUAUGAAUGCGAUUGAAAAGUUGUCUGUAAAUCUUGAUGCUACUUAAUGCAUACAUUAUGUAUUAGAAAAAAUGAGGUGCUGUUUUAAGAGCAUAAAUAUGUUUUCACCUAUCCAGUUUGAUAUGUUGAACAUAUUCAUAUAUAAACAUUAAUACUUAGUUACCCUGAUUGUCAGUAAUAUCAACAAUUGUCUCUGAGCAUCUAAUUAUUGAUGUCAUAAUUCCGCAUAAAAGCCUUCCAAGAAUUAUAUUUUGGAAACUAACAAAGAUAUUUUUAAAAGAAUAAAAAAAUCAUAGACAACUUUUCAACCUUUUUCAUAUGAAAUCAACUUGUUUUUUUGCGGUAGGUAUUGAUAAAGUUUAACUAAACGAUUAUGUUCAACAACUAUCAUUUCUGUGGCCAAAAAUGCCCUAAUUUUUAAAUUUAAAAAGCAAAACAAAAAAUUUGCAGAAAUAUUAUAAAUGAUAUAACAAAAUGUGAAGAAAAUAGAAUUAUUGCUCACAUAAAUACAUGAGUAAAAUUUUUUUAAUAAUUUCUCUCCAAUUUUUUUUAUAAAAGAGGUGAUGAAAGCAUUCUGGCAAAAACAAUUGAUUGUAAAGGAAGGUUGUCCUUAAGAAUCAUCUAAGGUUCAAAUUAAAACAAAGAAAAUAAAAAUAUAUAUAAAAAAUAUAAACAUAACCAAGUUCAGCUUAGUUUCUGUCGACUUUGAAAUAAAUUGAAAUACGGAAGGUAUGUGUUUUUACGCUGUUCGAUACGUUUCCAAGUUCUUUAAAAAACUUACUCGGUAAACAUUGAAAGAAAUCUUUGAGGAUAAUAUAUCGUCAGGUUAUUUGGUUUCUAGACUGGAUGAGCUUAUUAGGGCAGAAUUAGGAUAGCAUAUAUGGCGCUGUAAUUGUUUCCACUAUGUACGCGUAUUUUGGUAAAAGUUGAGUAUCUUCAGCUGGUGUUUUCAAUUGCAAAUGUUCUUUUUUUCUAUAUAAGCUACCUUACUUUAAUGAUAGAACAAAUUGCAGUACACUGACAAACUUUGGUUAAUUGAUUAAGAAUAGAGGUAUAAUUUUUGAAACAAGUCAGCUAGCUAAUACUUGGAUAGGCAUUCCACAUUUUUAAUUCUGGUUAUUAGCUAUACAAAAUAUAUUCCUGAAUAUUUUCCUAGCAUCAAUUUUCAGUUUUCUGAUGAACUUUGUGAAAGUUUUUCCUUCAAAUGAGGAAUCUCUUAAUGUAAAAUUACAACUGCAUUUGACACAUCGUCUUAUUCUCGUUCCUAAUGGUUGACUUCAUUAAAAAUGCAUUUUUCCAUAAAUCAUGCCAAUAAUUUUCAGAACUGCCAGGUUUUUAAAAAAUCUAAAUGCAAUAACAACUGCUGAUGAAAUAGAAUUGACUAACAACCAGGAAUAACAAUACCCUCUUUCUGAAUCUUUCUGUAAGUUGAUAAAUAUUCCUUUCCGGUGUUUUUUAGCGCAUGACGUUGUAGUAAUGAAACUUGGUGACACAAAGCUAUGCUACCUUUCGACCAAAGGCCUGUAACAAGAGCCUGGAAGCGAAAAGAGCUAGAAAAACAUACAGAAUCAAAGAAACAAAGAAAACAGAUAGAGGAAGUGACUAUCAAGACAAUCAACAGUAUGGCGGAACCAGAUUUAUUUGAAAAAUUUAAAAUGUGGCGAACUCCAGAAGUUCGAAUUUUGUAUUUCGAUAAAAUAGAAAUUAAGAAAAGUAGGAGAAAGAGGGCUCCAUUAAACUUACUUUUAAUGUCGUAUUCGGACGAAAAUAUCGCAAAAAAUGGAAAAAAAUGCCGCAAAAAUAAAGGAAAAGACAUUGUUACUAACGGGAAUAACGGGAAGAGAAAGCGGAAAGGAGAGACUAGCAAGUUUAUCCCAGGCCGCAGGAAAAAACAUUCUAAUAAAAAUAUUACAGAUCCGCCGUUAUGUCAGCCGCCGGUUGAUAAACGAGUCGAUCAUAAACAUGAAAUUCAGAGUGACACAAAGAACAGUGAAAUAAUAACUCCGCAAGACACUAAAACGUACACUAAUGGUCAUUCGAAUGGCUUCGAACAUUCCAAAGAGGAAUCAAUCAACUUGACCGUGAAAAAAAACAGACACUCGAAAGAGAAUGAUGAACUACUGAAUAAAAAUUCGCAGACAACUGAUUUUAAUACAGUUGAUUCGAAAUGUUUACUUCCCAACCCACGGCAGUUGCUAGUAUUAAGGCAACAAAUUAUAGACUUAGAAGCGAGGUUACUUGUAUUCCGUAACAGCGAAGAAUCGAUUCGGAAAAAUACCGUAAAGAUAAAUCGAGAGGAAACAAGAUUGGAAUAUCUUAAAGAUGAAGUGAAGUUUGAAGAAAAUAAAAUCAAGCUUCGUGGCUUAGUGAUGGAACAAAAUCGGUUAAAUUAUUACAUCGAGAAAACUAAACGCUACAACAAAAUGGCAGUCGUCAGCAAAAACGAUUCCAACUAUUUAUUGAAAAAAAUCCAUAUGACACUCAACGAUAGAGUGGCUGGUAAUCUCGACUCUUUUCUUGAAUCAGUUGUGCAACAAAUCCGGAUUUUGAAACAAGCAAACAGCUAAAGCGUAACAAAAAAUGAGCAUACAAAAUAUGUAACAAAAAAAUAACAGAUAGCUGCUUCGGUAGAAAUUGAAAUAAAAUUUUUAAAGAUGUAUACAAAUUUCAUAAUACUUGUACAAAUAAUUUAGCGAAAUAAAGUAGAACAGGAAAGGUAUCCUUAGGGCCUUUUAAAAAAAUAGUUUAACA
Messenger RNA from Hydractinia symbiolongicarpus, 4050 nucleotides. RefSeq lists its product as uncharacterized. The record is from RefSeq and is a predicted model, not a curated record. The transcript is spliced from 4 exons. NCBI's taxonomy places the organism in Eukaryota, Metazoa, Cnidaria, Hydrozoa, Anthoathecata, Hydractiniidae. Bases 2799 to 3866 code for a protein of 355 amino acids.